AUGUCCUCAAGCAUUGUUUGGCCAUUGUUUAGUGUCCCCACAGCCUCGGCAGACAGUCCCGAGCCCCAGCAAACCCAGCAGCACAUAGAAAAAGGCCUGGCUGCCACCUACAUGGCUGCUGAUGCAACUGCCCCACUUCCUGCAACAGCACCACAUGCUCCAGAACCCGAGGAAUCAGCUUCUGAGCCUGAGGAAACCCCUUCCAUCCCAAAACCUUGCGAAAAGCAUGUCCGAAAGCCUUCGCAAUGUGUUCUUGAUAUCAUCGAGGGCUGUGCCAUGUCAUUGAACCUCCCCAGAAGCCCAAAACUCUCUCCAGGUGUGCAGGCACCAACUGAAAUGCCAGAGGAGCGUGUGCUUGAGGGGGAGGGAACGUCAGAUUGGAUGAUGGUGGUGGAUUUCAUGGAUGAAUACGCAUUGGCAGCAGAAAUCAAGGAGUUGUCAGUUCUCAAGGAAGCUGGGACAUGGGAACUCGUCGACACACCUGACAGAGUCAACAUCGUGGGCUCCAAGUGGGUUUUUCGAGUGAAGAAGGAUGCGGCAGGGAACGUCAUUCGCUACAAGGCUCGACUUGUCGCGCAGCGAUUCUCUCAAGUCCUGGGAGUUGACUACUUCAACACGUUUGCACCUGUGGCUCAUUUGGCUUCAAUUUGCGCUGUUCUCACGAUUGCGGCCAUGAAUGAUUUUGAAAUUCAUCAGAUCGACAUAAAGGGAGCAUACCUGAAUGGAGUACUCACCUCUGGCAAGGUCAUCUACAUGCGGCAGCCACCUGGGUAUGCAGUACCCAGAACCUCGAGGACCCAAGUAUGUCGCCUGCAGAAGACCUUGUAUGGCUUGAAGCAGUUGGGCCGACGCUGGUACCAACGUCUUGUGGAGAUUAUGUCAUUGAUCAUCGUGUUGGUUCAUGUUGACAAUUGUAUGAUUGUGGCAACGUCACAGCCACUGAUCGAUGCCUUCAAGAUCGAGACUGCCAAGCACGUUGACAUCAUCAAUCUCAGCAAACUCCACUGGAUUCUCAGCAUCGAAAUUCUUUGUGUUUGCGAACGUCAUGCCAUCUUUCUCUUGCAACACUCGUACCUCGACUCCAUCCUGCGCUGCUAUGGGCUUCAAGACCUCAAGCCUGUGUCCAUUCCCAUGGAUCCCAACGUAUGCCCCACUUCUGCCCAGUCUCCAUCGACCAUGGACAAGUUUGCGCAGAUGCGUGACAUGCCCUACCACAUCACCAUGGGUUCUUUGAUGUACGCAUCACUCGGAACCUGCCCUGACAUCACCUACACCGUCCAAACCGUCUCAUGCUUCUCCACAAAGCCUGGAAUCACACAUUGGGACACUGUCAAGCGAAUCUUUCACUACCUAAAGGGAACAAAGGAGUUGUGGCUGUCAUAUGGAGGACAGCAGAAGGAUCUCGUUGGAUAUGCGGAUGCGGAUGGGAACAUGGCCGAGGAUUGCCAUGCCAUCUCUGGGUACACAUUCUUACUUCACGGAGGCGCCAUUUCGUGGUCUGCUAAAUGA
Messenger RNA from Cyclocybe aegerita, 1509 nucleotides. The record is from the annotation of a GenBank genome assembly. NCBI's taxonomy places the organism in Eukaryota, Fungi, Basidiomycota, Agaricomycetes, Agaricales, Hemipholiotaceae.